AUGACCGAAGAGAAUUAUCGUCCACGAUCUCCCGAUUUCUCCUCUCCCUCUCACCCCAACUCCAACGCCAGCAUCAACUCCAACUCCAACGUCACCUUCAACCCCACUCCCUACGCGCCGCAAAGCCCCGUCAACCAACGCGCCUCCUACGACGCCUCUCCCUUCUUCUCUUCUUAUCAACGCCCCACUUCUUCGAGUCGCGUUCCCCAACAGUACGUGCCUCCUUUCCACGACUUCGACGAGAUGGCCCGUCGCUCAUCGCGUUUGCAGUCCGCGGACGCGCCAGUCCCCAUCCCCGCGGCUCCCGACACAAUGCCCGCCAUCGCGCCUUUGCAAGAUGAGGGCCUCCAGGCUCGCCCCGGAGCUGGCAUUGAAGUGAAGACCAAAUUCCCCGUCGCGCGCAUUAAGCGAAUUAUGCAAGCCGAUGAAGAUGUCGGCAAGGUUGCCCAAGUCACUCCCAUUGCUGUCUCCAAAGCACUGGAGCUCUUUAUGAUCUCCCUCGUCACCAAAGCCGCCCAAGAAGCCAAGGAGCGCAAUUCCAAGCGCGUCACCGCCACUCACCUGAAACACGCGGUCGCCAAAGACGAAGUACUCGAUUUCCUGGCCGACAUUAUCGCCAAGGUGCCCGAUGCUCCUGCUGGCCGGAAACAUGAAGAUGACGGCAGUGAUCAAAACGAGGGUCGUCGGAAGCGAGGUGGACGACGACCCAAGGAGGAGAGUGAUUGA
Penicillium cataractarum is the source of this 726-nucleotide messenger RNA. It is a transcript of the gene nctA, whose product is annotated as negative cofactor 2 transcription regulator complex subunit BUR6. The coding region runs from base 1 to 726 and encodes 241 amino acids. NCBI's taxonomy places the organism in Eukaryota, Fungi, Ascomycota, Eurotiomycetes, Eurotiales, Aspergillaceae. Gene Ontology annotation, molecular function: protein heterodimerization activity; core promoter sequence-specific DNA binding; transcription coactivator activity. Gene Ontology annotation, biological process: positive regulation of transcription by RNA polymerase II; negative regulation of transcription by RNA polymerase II; transcription by RNA polymerase II. Gene Ontology annotation, cellular component: negative cofactor 2 complex; nucleus. The transcript is spliced from 2 exons. The record is from RefSeq and is a predicted model, not a curated record.